AGUGAGUGAGUGAGAAAGAGAGUGAUGCGAGCCCCGCCCCCGUGGGCCGAUCUGUCCGCUGAUUGGCUGAGAGCAGUCUCGUGUCAUCGGUCUAUGAUCGGCGGAUCGCGCGCUGCUCUCGGAUGAAACAGUGUUGCGCGCGUUCGUGAGAGUCCGACUGAAGAUGACGCGUGAACGCGGAGCUGCGGCCAAAGCCAAACUCACUCAUCCUGGAAAAGCCAUCCUGGCAGGUGGAAUCGCAGGCGGCAUUGAAAUCUGCAUCACGUUUCCUACAGAGUAUGUGAAGACUCAACUACAGCUAGAUGAGAGAGCCAAUCCACCACGAUACAGAGGAAUCACGGACUGUGUGUCUCAGACGGUCCGUCAUCACGGAGUGAAGGGUUUAUAUCGAGGCCUCAGCUCGCUGCUGUACGGAUCCAUCCCUAAAUCUGCCGUCAGGGACGUUUCUGGUUCCUCCACAGCGGUUCUUCAGAGGUCAUCUGAGCGCUGGAGCUGGGAUUGGUUCUCCAGGGGUCAGAUGUUCAGCGUCUCUGACCUGUGA
This is a messenger RNA of Carassius gibelio (silver crucian carp), 541 nucleotides long. Its product is annotated as tricarboxylate transport protein, mitochondrial-like. Gene Ontology annotation, biological process: mitochondrial citrate transmembrane transport. The transcript has 4 exons. NCBI's taxonomy places the organism in Eukaryota, Metazoa, Chordata, Actinopteri, Cypriniformes, Cyprinidae. The coding region runs from base 164 to 541 and encodes 125 amino acids. The record is from RefSeq and is a predicted model, not a curated record.